Oldenlandia corymbosa var. corymbosa is the source of this 1587-nucleotide messenger RNA. The record is from the annotation of a GenBank genome assembly. NCBI's taxonomy places the organism in Eukaryota, Viridiplantae, Streptophyta, Magnoliopsida, Gentianales, Rubiaceae.
GAAAGACAACCAUCAGUUCUAUUAAAAUCAGCCUGCAGAACAGAGUUUAUGGCAGCUCUGAAAAUGGAAGACAAAUCAUGGGUGAUAAAAGUGAAUGAAGACGUAAGCAAACUUUCAGAAAUCACAGGAGCUGAGAAAAGGAAUUGGGAGCUGCACUCAAUCUACAAGCUUCCUGCCUGUGUAACUGAUCUGAACAAGAAUGCCUACAAGCCUCGGGCGAUUUCAUUCGGUCCGUAUCACUAUGGUGAUCCGAAACUAUAUCCCAUGGAGGCACACAAGCACAGAGCCCUGCUUCAUUUCCUCAAGAAAUCAAGAAAACCUCUGGAUUUCUACGUCUGCGAGUUGAAUUCUGUGGUCAGGUAUUUGAAGGAUGCGUACGACUCGCUGGAUGAUAAAUGGGAACAUGACUCGGAAGCAUUCGUGCAGCUUAUGAUAAGGGAUGGUUGUUUUAUGCUUGAAGUUUUGCGGGCGUGUUCGCCAAACGAUUCUGAUGGUCAAGCAACAAGAGCAGAGGAUGAAGGUUAUGCCGAAAAUGAUCCCAUUUUUAGCAAUCAUGGGAAGCUGUAUAUGAUGCCUUACAUCAAGCGUGAUAUGCUAAUGCUUGAAAAUCAGUUGCCAAUGCUGCUUCUCAACAAGUUGCUAUCUCCUGAUGAACAAGCUAUGAAUGAUGAAGAUGAAUACAUAAACAGACUCAUACUCCAGUUCAGCUUUCCAAGCACCCCUCACAAAAGGUUGGGAAGAUGCAAGCAUGUAUUAGAUGCGUAUCGAAAAAGCUUGCUAUGGGAGGACCCUGACAUCCCGAAAUUCGAAACAAGACCUUACAUAGGAUUCUCCGUAGGAGGUGAUGACAUAGUUCCAUCAGCAGCACAGCUUCAUGAAGCCGGAAUCGUUAUCCAGAGGAACACAACCGGAAGCCUAACUGACAUCUCAUUCAGUCAUGGCAUCCUCAGGCUGCCACAAAUUGUAGUCGACGACACCUCUGAACCCGUCUUCCUAAACCUAAUCGCCUUCGAGAGGUUUCACGUGGACGCAGGGAACGAGGUGACGUCCUACAUCUCGUUCAUGGACGACAUCAUUGACAAUGCAAAGGAUGUGAGCCUCUUGCAUUCUCGAGAAAUCAUUCACAAUGCAAUUGGGAGUGAUAAAGCUGUGGCUCAGUUGUUCAACUCACUGUCCAAGGAUAUAACGCUGGAUCCCGAGAGUCACCUCAUUGUUGUCAGAAAGAGGGCUAAUCAGUACAGCAAGAGGCACUGGAAUCAAUGGCGAGCCAAUCUUAUUCAUAACUAUUUCACCAGUCCAUGGGCUAUUUUAUCUGUUAUUGCAGCUAUUUUCCUCUUUGGCCUCACCAUCGUACAAACUGUUUACACCAUUGGCCAAUACUAUCAAAGUUGAUUGAUUGAGCUGUUAUUUUAUAGAGUGGUAGUGGUAUUGUGUUUUGUUUGCAGCUUUCCAUACAUUUUUCUUAUUUUCUUAUUUUUUAUCAUUAUUUUCUAUAUAUUUUUUUUUAUGAAGGUUGAUAUUUUUAUGAUGGAUGAUUUGUUCUUACUGAAGAAAUCAAUGUAAAGGAGGUUUGGUUGUAAAUGGAUG